GAACCUUUCCCUCACUUCAUUCAAAAACCUUCUCUCUCUCUCUCUCUCUCUCUCUCUCCUCCUUCGCAUGACCCCCAUACUCCUCCCUCUCUCUCUGGAACUGUGUAAUUUUCUCUCUCUGGUAUGGCGAUCUUAGACGAGAGCGUCGGAACGACGACGUCGAGCGCGGAUCUCAGCCUCUCCAUGCGCCGCAGGCCUCGGGCGGGCGCCGACAAGGCGUCGGCGGAGGAUUCCGACGCGACGUCGUCGUCGAAGAUGACGGUGUUUUCGUUGGAGGCGGAGAGCUUGGUUAACGGUUCGCAACACGAUCGGGGUCAGAUCGGCGCCGCCGCGGACGGCGGAGGUAGGGUUGAGAAUAAAGAGUUGAGUGGUAACGCGGAUAAUGACGGCGGCGAGAAGGUCGGAAACGGCGAGCAACGAGAAGAUGCGAAUUUGGGGAAAUUUACGUACCGGCCGUCGGCCCCGGCGCACCGGAGAAUCAAGGAGAGUCCUCUUAGCUCCGACGCCAUAUUCAAACAGAGUCAUGCAGGACUCUUCAACCUCUGUAUAGUAGUGCUUGUUGCCGUAAACAGCCGUCUUAUCAUUGAGAAUCUGAUGAAGUAUGGCUGGUUGAUUCAGGCUGGUUUCUGGUUUAGUUCAACAUCAUUGAGGGAUUGGCCACUUUUAAUGUGCUGUCUCUCCCUCCCAAUUUUCCCAGUUGCUGCUUUUAUUGUCGAGAAGCUGGCACAACAAAAGUACAUAUCUGAACCAGUGGUCGUAACCCUUCACAUAUUGAUUACUUCAGCUACAAUUCUGUAUCCAGUUCUAAUGAUCCUGAGGUUUGAUUCUGCCGUUCUAUCUGGUGUCACGCUAAUGCUUUUUGCAUGCAUUGUGUGGCUAAAGUUGGUAUCCUAUGCACAUACAAGUUACGAUAUGAGAGUGCUUGCAAAGUCUGUUGAUAAGGGGGAGGCCUCGUCUGUUUCUUCAACUAGGAACUACUGCUAUGAUGUUAGCUUCAAAAGUUUGGUAUACUUCAUGGUGGCUCCCACACUAUGUUACCAGACAAGUUAUCCCCGCUCUGCAUGCAUUCGAAAGGGUUGGGUGGUCCGUCAAGUCAUCAAGUUGGUUAUAUUUACUGGAUUGAUGGGAUUUAUUGUAGAACAGUACAUCAAUCCAAUCGUCAAGAAUUCACAGCAUCCUCUGAAAGGAAACCUUUUGUAUGCGAUAGAGAGGGUGUUGAAGCUUUCGGUUCCAAAUUUAUAUGUGUGGCUCUGCAUGUUCUACUGCUUUUUCCAUCUUUGGUUAAACAUACUUGCUGAGCUUCUCCGUUUUGGUGAUCGUGAAUUCUACAAAGAUUGGUGGAAUGCUAAAACAGUGGAGGAGUACUGGAGAAUGUGGAAUAUGCCAGUUCAUAAAUGGAUGGUCCGCCAUAUUUAUUUUCCUUGCUUACGGAAUGGAAUUCCUAAGGGAGUCGCUGUAUUGAUUGCCUUCAUUGUAUCUGCUAUUUUCCAUGAGCUAUGCAUUGCUGUUCCCUGCCACAUAUUCAAGUUCUGGGCUUUCUUUGGAAUCAUGGUUCAGGUUCCCUUGGUCAUGAUCACAAGUUACCUGCAGGACAAGUUCAGGAAUUCCAUGGUUGGCAAUAUGAUCUUCUGGUGCUUUUUCAGCAUUCUUGGUCAACCUAUGUGCCUUCUACUUUACUACCAUGACUUGAUGAAUAGAAAAGUGAAGACAGCGUGAACUUCCUCUUGAAACAUUGGCAUCAUCACGAUUAGACAAUUCUGACUACUCAAAAAGGUUCCCGUGUAGUUUCAGCUUCAUUGUCAAGUGCCUCCGCCGAGGGGCAGCAAAGGAACUCUGUCCAUUGAUGUUCCAUCGUUAUACACACCCACACAUUCUUAUUGUACGGGAAAUAUUCUUAGCGGGAGCAGCCAGUCGCAUGAUACUGUGUAGUCUAAUAUUUUUGGUUCAUUGUUAGCGGCAAUGUUGUAUAUUGUUCUUGCCCGACCCUGUUGUUUUCUUGUAUCGAUCUGUUCUUUUUCAGAUGUAUGUACAAAAGCUUGAUACAGUCACAAUUUUGACCCAAAUUCUUGUAAUGUUUAUGGUAGUUAGUUCCAACAUGCAAUACCUAAGA
Rhododendron vialii is the source of this 2110-nucleotide messenger RNA. RefSeq names its product diacylglycerol O-acyltransferase 1. Gene Ontology annotation, molecular function: diacylglycerol O-acyltransferase activity. The coding region runs from base 124 to 1716 and encodes 530 amino acids. The record is from RefSeq and is a predicted model, not a curated record. Lineage: Eukaryota; Viridiplantae; Streptophyta; Magnoliopsida; Ericales; Ericaceae. Gene Ontology annotation, biological process: triglyceride biosynthetic process. Gene Ontology annotation, cellular component: endoplasmic reticulum membrane; chloroplast envelope. The transcript has 16 exons.